This is a messenger RNA of Anas platyrhynchos (mallard), 3965 nucleotides long. NCBI's taxonomy places the organism in Eukaryota, Metazoa, Chordata, Aves, Anseriformes, Anatidae. The record is from RefSeq and is a predicted model, not a curated record.
GGGCGAGGGGUCGAGGCUCAGCAGGCUGCAUGCUUGCCUGAGGGAGCGAGGGAGGGCGUGAGGUGGCCCCUGCCGCUGGGGGUCCCCUUCUUAUGAGGCAGAUGGGAGUGGGAAGGGGUUCUCGCUGUGUGAGGUGGAGUGAGCUGGAAAAGGACCUGUCAGUGGCACGGGGAUGGCGAUGGGGAAAGGUGGUGAGGUGGGGAGUAACGGCCAGGGCUGGGACGCCAUGAUGCCCCUCAGCCUUUGAGGCCACUGUGGUUUCCUCCCAGGGCACCAAGGCUGUGGUGGAAGCAGGUGGGUUCACCUGGUAAAAUGCCCCACAUGUGAGACUCACUCAACUAAUACUUUUUUCAGGUCUUUUUGUGCAGGGAGAAAUAAGGAGGUGAGUUCCUCUGAAAAAGAAUGUUAAAUCUGCAUCUGUGGUUUGGGAAUAUUUGCAUCAGCUAAAGCAAGGAGCUACACAAGAUGGACGAAGGCUGUGCGGGGUUGCAAGGCUGUUUUAAGGUUUCUAGAGGAAUUGGGGAGUUUGUGCUGUGCACACUGAUUUUUCAGUGAAGUACAUGUCAGUAUGCAAGAUAAAUAUGUGUUAGUAAAUAUAUUUUCAUGCAGUUUAAAGUUGAAGAGGGAUUUUUUAUAUAUAUAUUUUUCUUUGGCAGCACAAUCAGACGUGUUUUUAAAACUAAGGAUUUAAGGAUUUUUAAAAUUAUAUGUAAUUUUAAAUUUACAUUGAAAUGCUUUGUAUCUCCUUCUAUCAGGGGAAGAUAAGAGAAGAAAUACUGCAGUAAGGAUACUGUAUCCUGCUAUUUUCUGUUAUCUUUGUGUAUCUUGAUGAAGUGCUAAGGAAAAGGCUUGCUUUUAUCAUUCUCGCAUUUAAUGGCUACAGUUAUUCUCCUUUCCUUCUAAAUAAAUACCUACUCCAUAAAUACUUGUAAAAUAAUACACAUACUAUAUAAAAAUAAGUGAUAGUAAAGUGUGUUUUUUUUUAAAGUGUGUCUGUAGAAACACAAAUAUGCAAGCUACAUUAGAAACACAUAAAGAGGUGUAAUGGCUAAUAAUAAAGCUAAUGCAGAAAGUGAAAAUUGAUCAGGAUUUUUAAAAACGACAUGUGUGUGUUUAUUUGUGUGUCUAGCAUAGCAUGGGUUAUAGAACCAGAUUGUUUUUCAUCUUCUAUUGCUUAUGUAUUUUGUAGGACAAGAUAUUAGUGUAGCUCUUUGGGAAUCUGGUAUCAAAUCUGAUAAAACAUAAAAUAAACAUCAUGGAAACUGAGCAGACAAGCACCUUAAGAGCACUUUCUUAAGAGAAUAGUUUACUUUUCAACAUAUGAAAGUAUGAUCCCACUAGCCCUGCUAUUUUUGACCCUGUUCUUAAAAGCACCACUGAUGGUUAAUCCUGUGAACUACUUCAAAAAUAAAACAGUUUGACUGCUUCUUGUCCUUACAGGUGGAGAUUGUUACAGGGGUGUAAAUAACAAACAAAUCAAUGUAAAUAUGAAAACAUAUUCAUCUUCCUGUGGGAAAAGUUAUGUUUCAGCGCUAUGUUUCAAUAGGAAGAAAAUCUCAUUAUGGCACCAUCGGGAAGAAAGCAUUCAGGAAAAGCUGGUAAACCAGCACAGGAGGAUCAAGUGACACCUCCCUAUGACUUUCCAGAGGAAGGAAAAGAGCUGAGUGGAUCAGAGGAAGAUAUUAGAGAAGGUGAAACACCAGUAAUGGAGAAGCAUGGCAAGAAAAGACCUUUGGUGACUACUCAUGUGGUUCCAGAUGAUGUCGGGGGUGAAGUACAGAAUAUGCUGGAGAGGUUUGGAGCUGACAUUAACAAAGCUCUCUUAGCUAAGAGGAAAAGAUUAGAAAUGUAUACGAAAGCUUCACUCAAAACCAGUAACCAGAAAAUUGAACAUGUCUGGAAAACACAGCAGGAGCAAAGGCAGAAGCUCAAUCAUGAUUUCUCCCAGCAGUUCGUGACUUUAUUUCAGCAAUGGGAUGUAGAUGUGCAGAAAGCAGAGGAACAGGAAGAAAAACUUGCGAACAUGUUUCGUCAGCAACAAAAAGUUUUUCAACAGGCAAGAGUAGUUCAAAGCCAGAGACUGAAAACCAUUAAGCAACUGUAUGAGCAAUUCUUGAAGAGCAUGGAAGAACUAGAGAAAACCAAUGAAAAUCUUCUAGCUGGUGCACAAAAUGAACUUCGCAAAGAAAUGGCUAUGUUGCAGAAGAAGAUUAUGAUGGACACUCAACAGCAGGAGAUGGCAACUGUUCGCAAGUCUCUUCAGUCCAUGUUAUUCUGAUGGCUCAAUGGAGAAACAACUUGUACCUAAGUAACAUGAUACAAGUAUAGGCAUUAGCCGUAGAGAAGUUACCUUGAGAUGAUUUAAAUGUUUUAAAGUUCCUAUUAAAUGCUUUAAUGGAUUGUUCUAACCUUAUGUCUGAUAAUCUUUUGAGAAGGCAUAUUGGGAAAUUUAUUACUUUGGGGAGGAGGGAGAGGUAGCAAACCCUGAACUAAUUCCUGUCUGUCCAAUAUUUAACUACUUAAUAUGCACUUUCAAUAGCAUUGGACUGUUUGCAUUGUUUCACUUUCUAUAAUGCCAAAUUCAGGCAGAAUUGAUGAAAAAUGCAUUCCCUAAGUCUUAUAUAAUAACUUUAGACAUUGGUGCACUACAAAUAGAAGCCUUUUUCAAAGGCUACAGAUUCAAGAUUUUCGUAGUUUCAACAUCUAGCCUCCUGAGCUGUCAGCAGUUAUAAGGGUUCAUAGACUAUGACAUAGCUCAUGUAAGAUUGUUUAGUGAUGUGUAUUAUAGUAAAUUAAAUCAUUAGGCCUUUUAUCAGUACAGGCAUUGUAAUAUCUUUGUACCAGUAAGAUUGAUGAACUGUUAUUUGUCCAAAUGUAGGUUUCUUUAGUUGCACAAUGAGCUUAAUACCACAGCUUUACAUGACAUCUGCUAAAGUAAGCUUAAUUAAAUUCAUUGCUUAAUUAAUUCAUUGCUAUGAAUUUCUUGUAGACCACUGCUGAAGAAAUCUAGCUCACUUAUUUGGUACAACCUAUUAAAAGGCUUGAGACGGAAUAAUAAUUUUUGCAAUUUCAAAUGAUUAGCAGUUCAGGGAGGCCUGAUUUAAGGAUAAAGCAUUUAUCUUUCAUGUAUCUCAUUACAGUCAAUCAGUACAAAUUAAACAGCCAGACUAGCCUGUGUGCAGUUUGUUUUUAUAGCAAGCCAUUAUGUCCAAAUAUCCACUUUUACAAAUUAGGCAGUUCCUAAAAUACUUAGUUGUUAGACUGAACAUAAUCGUAGAUAACACAAAAGCCACCCAUACAUGCAAAUGUGGUGAUUUUAUAACAAUGUAUUUCAAAAGCAGUCCAUACAGCUUCUUCUCCUGCAGAAUCCAGUUAUCUGAUGACAGUUCAUAGGUUUGGGGAGGCAGAUUAGGGAUAGCUAAAUUUUCUGUUAGCUUGCAACUGAAGUUGAGCAAGUAACCUGUAUGGAGCUGUUUUGUUCUGUGUCUGACAGGACUCAGACAGAGCAAACACAGAAAUUACAUUGCUAGAAUGAUGUAUGAGGUAGUAUGGGCGUGGUGGGAAUCAGGUAACUACUGCUGCUGAUUUGAGCAGUGGUGCUCAGGUUCAGUAUUUAAGGAUGACUACAUGAUGCCACAAAAUACAGUUUAAACAGUUUUUGCUUCCAAUCUUCAGUACUAGGUUGUUACUAUUAUUUUUUUUUCUGAUUUCUGCGGUAGUUUCCUAUCAUUUAAUUUCUUUACUUCUGUCAUAUCUUUAAAAGCACUUAUACCUUCUACUACAUUACAUUUUUGAGGUUUCAGGGGAACCAAACCGCCUCAUCCUAAGAAGUUGCCUAUGCAUGUGCUUUUACCAGGUGAUUAACUUUUUUAUAGCAUUCAGACAAACUGAAUUGGCCUUCACCAUUUUCCCUUUUAUUUAGAGCCAUGACCUGCAUUUAGGUUAAGUUCAGGUGUAGAUGCUGU